CUUAGUCUCACUAGUCUUCUUUUAAUAGAAGAAGAGCACGCACCGUCUCUCCUCACCCGACAAAUGGCAUUAUCACAUCCCCAACGCCAAGUAGAGAUAUACAUGGACUAUAAUAGGAGCACUUCAACGCCUAGUGGGAGGGGAGAAACUAAAGGCAGCAAAAGAAGUUGGGCCAGUGUCCAAUUCCACUGAACACCGAUUAGACUUUGCCAAUUCUAUUGCCUUUUUGACUUUGGUCUCUAAACGAAUGAUCUAGGUUGCAUAACAUGCGCAAUAAAAAGGGGUCCAGGGCAUCGCCAUUCGCCAAGGAGUGCAAGGCACAUGAAGGCAACAGACGGGAUUCCAUUAUCCAUUAAGAGCUUGAGAGAUAGUGCUGCACUGUUGAAGAGCUAGGCCAUGGCGGCAAUGAAGAGGGCACCGGCUCUGUGUCUUCUGAUCAUCUUGUUGGCAUUCUACCUCUUGGUUUCCUCCAGUGCUGUACCUCACUCAAGACCAUUUGUUUCUGUGGCUUGCAGGACUUCAAAAGAUGCCCAUGGAAGAGACUGGGCAGAUGCCAUCGGUGAAAAGCAGCACUCUAGAGCCAAAGAUGGAAAUGAAGAGGUUUGUGCCGGAAAAUGUCGAAUCCGUAAUCUCCGAGAGGAUGGCCUUCGAGACUCAGGACUAUGGUCCCCCAGGGCCCAACAACCACCACAAGCCACCGGGCUGGAGAUGAGCGGCAUCACAUACUCACAGCGAUCACUUUGACCAGUGCCGUGCUCUUGGUUGAUGCUGAAGAAACGUGAUGUUUAAAAAAAAGAAAUGUGAUGUUUGGUGUGUCUAAUCUAUAUCUAUACCUAUUUCUAAAGCAAAUAAGAUUUCUAUCUAAAUUUUUAGUUUGAUCCUGUGUUAUUGACAGGUGGGUCUUAGUCCAUCCCAUAUGCAAGUCGGACUAGCCCUCCGUCCACCACUUGAACAUGUAGAUCACUACAAAUUAACGCACGAGCAACUAUAUAUAUAUCCGACUUA
Molecule: messenger RNA, 1005 nt
Organism: Panicum virgatum (switchgrass)
Lineage: Eukaryota; Viridiplantae; Streptophyta; Magnoliopsida; Poales; Poaceae
Exons: 3
Coding region: 397-744 (115 amino acids)
Source: RefSeq, a predicted model, not a curated record